This is a messenger RNA of Cantharellus anzutake, 3774 nucleotides long. Its product is annotated as heme peroxidase. The record is from RefSeq and is a predicted model, not a curated record. Gene Ontology annotation, molecular function: heme binding; peroxidase activity. Gene Ontology annotation, biological process: response to oxidative stress. The transcript has 13 exons. The coding region runs from base 1 to 3774 and encodes 1257 amino acids. NCBI's taxonomy places the organism in Eukaryota, Fungi, Basidiomycota, Agaricomycetes, Cantharellales, Hydnaceae.
AUGUCUGGCCUACCGUCCCCAACGGUUCUUGGCGCUCGAGUUGUCUACAGGGGCCUUAGAGCAGUCGAUGGAGCUCUUGAGAACGCUGCACUGGGCGUAGAGGCUAUCCAUCGAUCCUUCGCACCAUUGCCUGAUGUCACAGAGGACUAUGAUGAGAGUAAACCCGAAGGUUUGGUCGCAACCGGGAUUGAAGGUCUCAGGGCUCAGGUAAAGAGGGGAUUGCCUGUCACUGCUAAUCCUAUUAAAGCUACUGAAGCGCUGGUUGACAUUGCAGGAACGAAAGCUGGUCUCACCGAGGGUCUCGAUGACAGGAAGUUAGCUCUUGAAUAUCUCCUGACCUUCCUCUCUCGCGCUGACCCUGCAAUAACAACUCCCAUCGAACAUGGUGCUAUCCGAACUCUUUAUUAUGACCUCCCCCACCCACCUUCCACCCAAAUGGGCCAAGAUUACCAAUUCAGGUCUGCGGAUGGAAGUGGGAACUCUCCGUUGAAUCCUGAUAUAGGAAAGGCGGGCACACCUUAUUCCAGGAGUUGCACCGGGUUGAGGCCGCUUCCCGUGGCUGAUUUGCCUGAGGCUGGAUUAGUGUACGACGCGUUGAUUAAGAGGAAUGAGACCAAGUUUAAGGAACAUCCUGCUGGACUGAGCGGAUUGUUCUUCAAUUAUGCGACUAGCGUCAUUCACAGCGUAUUCCGUACUUCCCGUAUCGAUUGGAACAUCAACGAAACGUCUUCCUACGUCGAUUUGGGGAUGCUCUACGGAAAUACUCAGGCUCAUCAGGAUAAGAUUCGAUAUGUUGAUGGGAGGGGGAAGAUCCUUCCUGAUGUGUUCGCGGAAACGAGGUUGUUGAAUUUGCCACCUGCUGUGGUGGCUCUGUUGAUCGUUUUUAACCGGAACCAUAAUGACCUCAGUAAAAUUCAAGAACCCGAACCACCUUACAGCGGUACACCUGAAGUGAUCAAAGAUCCAGCGACGCAAGCGGCAGCUCCAAGGAAAUCGGCCAAGCGGAAGAAGCUUGAGAAGCAGGACCACGAAAUUUUCAACACGGCGAGGUUGAUCAACUCUGCGACGUAUGCGAGCGUGGUGUUGGGUGAUUACCUUUCGGCUAUUUUGGGAACUGUGAGGGAUGGAUCGAGCUGGACGUUGAACAUUCAGGGGGAGAGGCGGGAGAGUGAUCAUCGGCUGUUGGAGAGGGGUCAGGGGAAUAGUUGUUCGGUUGAGUUUAACGUCCUUUAUAGGUUGCAUCCUAGUAUGAGCAAGGAGGAUGCGGACUACGCGGGGGAACGAUUUUCUUGGUUGUUCUACGGCGGUAAGACGCCUCCUAACUGGGAUGAGCUUACUCCCGACAUUUUCGAACAAACUCUUGGAGCGCUGCAACUUCAGGUGUUGUACAAGAGCUUCAAGAAGGAGGAUGGCAGUGAUGCGAAGGCUACCCCGCCUGCACUCGACAGCCUAACGGAGCCCCAACUCAACGACGUCAUUAACGAUGGAAAACCGGUUGAUUACCUUCUUGAUCUGUUUACCUUCCGUGGGUUCAAGGAUGCGGAUGGUAAAUGGGACGUUAACCCUCGAGACCCCGACACCAAGAAAUAUAAAGAUGAACUUCUUGCUAGGGCUCUCGUUAGUGCGACGUCCGUUCCUGCGCACGCAUUCCAAGCUCGAGGUGUACCUGGAGUGAUGAGGGUGAUCGAAAUAUUGGGUAUCGAGCAGGCCAGGAACUGGGGAUCAUGCUCGUUGAAUGAGUUUAGGAAAUUUUUGGGGUUGAAGCCUUAUGCGACGUUCGAAGAGUGGAACCCUGAUAAGAGCGUCGCAGAUGCUGCUAAGAAGUUGUAUAGGACGACGGAUAACUUGGAGUUGUAUGUGGGGUUGGUAUCGGAGGAGAGCAAGAAGGUCAUGGACGGAGCUGGAUUAUGUCCUUCUUAUACCAUGUCUCGUGCUAUCCUCGCCGAUGCUGUUGCCCUCGUUCGGGGAGAUCGAUACCUCACGUACGAUUUCACUCCCUUUAACCUUACAACUUGGGGCUUCUUCGACGGUACCCGUAACGUGAAGAAUGCUUCAUGGGGUGGUGUUCUUGGCAAACUUUUUGCUCGAACUCUACCUCGUCAUUUCAACUCCACUUCCGUUUACACUCACUUCCCACUUAUCCGCCCAACCGGGCAUCGUUUCUCUAUGGAUAAGAUUCUAGCUAAACUUGGGCAAGCGAAGGAAUAUACCUUCACUCCGCCCCCGCCCAUUGGAGAGACGCACCUUAUUUCGGAUCCGAAUGCCAUCUAUGAUGGACUUGGGGACGCAGACCAUGUAACAGAGGGUCUUAUCACACUCUACGGCCAACGUAUCAAGAACGUUGGGCUCAGCCCCAGUUAUUUGACGGUGAUCGAUGAUCCAAGGUCAUGGGAGAAGGUGACGAAAUUGGUGCAAGAAGUUUUCGUUCCUGAUAGGGAGUUGGCGGAUAAUGGCAAGUGGUUCUAUAAUAAGACGAUCGAGUUGAUCGGACAGAAGUCGUAUACUGUGUUGGAGAAGGGUGGACCGAAGUAUGUGGAUAUCGUGAAGGAGGUGUUGAGGCUUGUCCCGGCUGGGCUACCUGUGAAGACGGCCUUCCAGCCGCACGGACUCUACUACGAGCAACAGAUCUAUCAGAUGCUCAAGGAGAUCCAUUCGUAUAUUUUCAUCGAGGGUGAUGCCACUUUGGAGAUUCCGGCUCAGAGGGAGGCGAGGGCCAAUGUAGUUCGUCUCCGCCGAUUCGUUAAGCUUAGCUUGGUGGAGGCCAAGGGCAGUCUUCCUGUCUCUCUUAUCAACGGUCUUGCCGGGUGGUUCCUUGGCGAUGUACCUCAAUUUACUAAUCGUGUUCUCAAACGUCUUCUUGGUUUGGGUGCUCCUCUUGAUGAGGUUGCCAACGAUAUCAUUGGCGUCAUCUCCUCCGCAUCUAUCGAACUCUCGCAGAUCUUCACGCAUGUCAUUAACUUCUACCUCCCUCCUGUGGACAAGAAUGCCGCCGAUUAUGCUUCGAAGCAAGAUCUUUAUGAAAAGAUUGUCCUCCUUGCUAGCAAGGGAUCUGAUCCUUUGGUACUCGCUACUCUUGAGGGUUACGUUCGUGAAGCUCUCCGACAUUCCUGUUGGCCCUCUCGCCAGCAAGGCGGGGACAGGCUGUACUUCGACUUCGGCAAGGUCGGAAAAGACGAAUCGGCGUUUAGCAACCCUGAGAACAUCAGCCCUGAGGACGUCGAGCCUCAACGUCCUCUUUCGGAUUAUGCUCACUAUCAUGGUGAUACGGUUUUCAAGAGCUUGGGUCCAGCGUUUGUCACCCGCGUGGCUGCGGAGGUUCUUCGCGCUGUGUUCUCUAAGCCUAACAUUUCACGUACGAAGGGCGUGGCCGGUACUCUUCGACGAUACCGUGAGCCUGUUAUCACUGUCGACGACAAGGUUUCGAUCAAAAAUCAAAAACUUGUUCGUUACCAGAAAGUCGAUGAGGACGGCGAGCUCGUCGAUACUGAUUGGUAUGAGACUGUGAACGAGUACAAGCUUACUCCCGGCGAUCCGACGGAGGCGGCUGAUCGAUGGUCCUACCUUGAUCCCGAAAUCGGUCAUCAGCCCAGUCUUGGGCUACGGGGCUCACCCUUACUUACGGCGCAUGAGGGCGUAGCUUGCUGUCCACUCUGGAGUCUCAUAUUUCUGCUCUUUCUUGUUUUCUCUCGCAUGCGAAACUCUCUUGCUUUAACGAACUCCAUGUCGAUGGUGAUUUUUAAGGAGUGUGGAUGGAUUUUUACCAAUUUAGACUGA